This is a messenger RNA of Coregonus sp. 'balchen', 10462 nucleotides long. NCBI's taxonomy places the organism in Eukaryota, Metazoa, Chordata, Actinopteri, Salmoniformes, Salmonidae. The record is from the annotation of a GenBank genome assembly.
AUGCAGCGGGAAGUGCACCGGGCCGUGCAGCGGGGAGUGCAGCGAAACAGUGAGGCCGGCAGUGCAGCUGGCCGUGCAGCGGGUAGUGCGGCGGGAAUUGCCUGACCACAGAACAUCGGUUGUCAUUUUCUGUUCAUUUCCUGACGAUUCUACAUGUUGAAUUUAACCUGGUCCCAGAUCUGUUUCUGUUCAUUUCCCGACGAUUCUACAUGUUGAAUCUAACCUGGUCCCAGAUCUGUUUGUGUGCUUACCAACUUCAUUGCUCAAUGUCAAGCCAAAUGUUUGGCAUGAUAAUGAGUGACAAGGAGUUGGAAUAUUAGCACCAACAGCCUGGCACUCAGUCUAUGUUGGAAUAUUAGCACCAACAGCCUGGCACUCAGUCUAUGUUGAAUUGCCACCGUUCGUCAACACCCAGCCCCAGCAGGUGAUCUACUGCUCAGGGUCAAAGUUCAUGUUGAUCCAUCUUGUCCUUUAGACCUCACAACUCUUUUCAAUAAGGUGACCAGAUGUCCCCGUAUUCCAGGGACAGUACCCGGUUUUUGGUGUCUUGUCCCUUGCUAGACCUGUCCCCGGAAUUAUUCCUGGUUAGCCAACAGAGAGAAAAAAGCAACUCUGCUGUUAAAUCUUGGCUGAUAUUUCGAUAAUGGGAAGUACAGAUCCAGCUUCACCCCCCUAUCCCCCCCCCCCCCCACCCCACCCCACCCCACAAAAUCCCUAAAACAAAUGGGUGAAUAUACAUUUUUAUAUCCAAUGACAUAGCUACUAGCUAGCUGCUUCCGAUUAUACUGCUCCUGUCAGCAGGAAAGCCACCAGCAGACUACAAUAAUUGCUGUUUAACUGGAGGCAAAUGUUUUAUGUAUGUGCUUGUCUGACUACGUUUCAGCUGAUAAAGCUUGUGCUGCUCCAUUCCCUGUCUGAUUUGUAAUAAUGUGGAAGAGAUAAACCGUCUUUGUUUUCACUGUGCCAGCUGUAUUACUUUGUCGUAAACAUCAAGCUGUCCCUUGCGUGUUAGGACAUUUCAGAACGAUAGUAAUGCGCCGCUACUCUCUUUCUCUCUCUCUCUCUCUCGCUCUCUCUCUCUCUCUCUCUUCUCUCUCUCUCUCUCUCUCUCUCUCUCUCUCUCUCUCUCUCUCUCUCUCUCUCUCUCUCUCUCUCCGUCUCUCUCUCUCUCUCUCUCUCUCUCUCUCUCUCUCUCACUAGCGCUCUCGAUCCGGGCCAUUUACAUGUCAUGCAUUUCCAAACAUUAUUCUGGCAUCUGUUGUUGAAUGUCCCCAAAUCUAUGUGUGCAUGUGUGUAUGUGUGUGUUUGUGUGUGCAUGUGUGUGUGCAGUGAUCCGAAACUAAUUUUAAAAACCUCGUUCUACACUGUACUAACAGACAUGGGCCAGGCACAAGUGUCAGCUCUUUAAUUAAAUGCUAAGGCAGAUUAGGUGGCAUUACCACGAGAAAUCUAGCGCAGCGGAGGACGUCGGUAGAAAAUGGCGGUUGUCACCGCCAGGCCCCCCUGGCCAUGUUAAUGGGACCCAUUAGAAUAUCCCAAUGUGCUGAGUUGAAAAGCAGUAACUGCUUUGUCACCUCAUCAGCUUAGAUACACACACACAUACACACACGCGCACACACACACAAAAACACAGAGUUCAGAAACAGUAAACAGUUAACAUUCUUGCAAACAACACUUUUUUCAAUUUUUUUGUUGCUUUUCCUGUGUGUCUCCAAGGCGGUCAUAAAUUGGCAGAUGAAGGAAAACACUUACAUGAUUUGUCUUGCCCAUUCACCCUCUGAAUGGCACACAUAGAAUUAUCUCAAAGCUUAAAAAUCCUUCUUUAACCUGUCUCCUCCCUUUCAUCUACACUGAUUAAAGUGGAUUUAACAAAUGACAUCAAUGAGGAAUCAUAGCUUUCACCUGGAUUCACCUGGUCAGUCUAUGUCAUGGAAAGAGCAUGUGUUCUUAAUGUUUUGUACACUCAGUGUAUACUUCCAUUAAUUUUUUUAACUGGUGCCGGGCUACCUUCAGACUAGUCUUGUGAGGCUUCGGCGUCUUAGACCAAAUCAUAGAGGGGUCAUUUUAGUGUGUAGCCCAAACUGUUCGGACGCUACAGACAGAAGUUGGCAGAUUGGCUGUACCGAAGGAUUUCGAUGGGGAUUGUAUUAUGCUAAUUAGAUUUAUGCGGGGGCUCGGACAUCGACUCUAUUAAUGGCACAUUUGUCAGGAACAGUAAUGUGUUGAGAGAGUCAUGCUGAGUGUGGAACAGUAAUGUGUUGAGAGAGUAAAAAAAGUAUUGCCGCUUGUACACUCACUAGGUACCAGUCAUGUUGCCUGCGGUCUCCAUAGAUGCACUAUGACAAGUCAACACACAGGGCAUACCACACUAUAACAAGUCAACACACAGGGUAUACCACAUUAUAACAAGUCAACACACAGGGUAUACUACACUAUAACAAGUCAACACACAGGGUAUACCGCACUAUAACAAGUCAACACACAGGGUAUACCACACUAUAACAAGUCAACACACAGGGUAUACCACAUUAUAACAAGUCAACACACAGGGUAUACCACAUUAUAACAAGUCAACACACAGGGUAUACUACACUAUAACAAGUCAACACACAGGGUAUACCUCACUAUAACAAGUCAACACACAGGUUACCAACAUAACAGUCACACCAGGGUAUACCUCACUAUACAAGUCAACACACUCAUGGUUCAAACCAGUCAUUAUAACAAGUCAACACACAGGUAUACCACACUAUAAACAAGUCAACACACAGGGUAUACACACUAUAACAAGUCAACACACAGGGUAUACCCACUAUAACAAGUCAACACACAGGGUAUACCUCACUAUAACAAGUCAACACACAGGGUAUAAGUCAACACACAGGGUAUACCACACUAUAACAAGUCAACACACAGGGUAUACCAAACAGAGUAACAAACAGAGGGUGCUGUGACCGACCGACCGACCGACCGACCGACCGACCGACCGACCAGGGUUGGGUUAUAAAAAAAUAUCUGAAACUUUAAACAUCCCACAGAGCACCAUUAAAUCCAUAAUUAAAAAAUGGAAAGAAAAUGGCACCACUUUAAGCCGUACACUCCACAGAGCUGGGCUUUACAGAAGAGUGGCCAGAAAAAAGCCAUUGCUUAAAGAAAAAAGUAAGCAAACACGUUUGGUGUUUGCCAAAAGGCAUGUGGGAGACUCCCCAAACAUAUGGAAGAAGGUACUCUGGUCAGAUGAGACUAAAAUUGAGCUUUUUGGCCAUCAAGGAAAAUGUCUGGGGCAAACCCAACACCUCUCAUGCUACUGGUGGCAGCAUCAUGCUGUGGGGAUGUUUUCAUCGGCAGGGACUGGGAAACUGGUCAGAAUUGAAGGAAUGGUGGAUGGCACUAAAUACAGGGAAAUUCUUGAGGGAAACCUGUUUCAGUCUUCCAGAGAUUUGAGACUGAGACAAAGGUUCACCUUCCAGCAGGACAAUGACCCUAAGCAUACUGCUAAAGCAACACUUGAGUGGUUUAAGGGGAAACAUUUAAAUGUCUUGGAAUGGCCUAGUCAAAGCCCAGACCUCAAUCCUAUUGAGAAUCUGUGGUAUGACUUAAAGAUUGCAGUACACCAGUGGAACCCAUCAAACUUGAAGGAGCUGGAGCAGUUUUGCCUUGAAGAAUGGGCAAAAAUCCCAGUGGCUAGAUUUGCCAAGCUUAUAGAGACAUACCCCAAGAGACUUUCAGCUGUAAUUGCUGCAAAAGGUGGCUCUACAAAGUAUAGACUUUUUUUUUUGGGGGGGGGGGGGGGGGGGGGGGGGGGGGGUUAUGCACGCUCAAGUUUUCAGUUUUUUUGUCUUAUUUCUUGUUUGUUUCACAAUACAAAAUAUUUUGCAUCUUCAAAGUGGUAGGCAUGUUGUGUAAAUCAAUUGAUACAACCCCCCCCAAAAUCAAUUAGGUUCCAGGUUGUAAGGCAACAAAAUAGGUUGUAAGGCAACAAAAUAGGAAAAAUGCCAAGGGGGGUGAAUACUUUCGCAAGCCACUGUAAGCAGGCUCCUGUGAGGUGAACGUCUAAUGCCCUCUGCAGCGGGGGACAGUGGUAGUAAUGGACAUCAGAUGGAGCAGAAUGGUUGAGAGUUCGGCUGGUGUUCCUUCACAUGGCCACCCACCAACCUCCACCCUAAUUGGUUAUUACCUAUACUUUUAUAGAAGUUACAAGUUGAUGUUGAUUAGGGCAAGUUAUAAAGACUGGCUCAAUCAAAGGGUCACCAUGACUCUCGGUAUGUGGAAAAUAAUGAAUGUAUACAAGGUUUUCCAAUACAGCUAUUCGUCAAUGCCUCUGUCACAGCACAAACAGAUGGGAUAAGUCUGUAAGAGGGUUGAAAUACAUUGCAAGGUGUUGUUGUCACAGAGACCUUUGGAUAAAAAUCCAUGGCAUGUCAGCAAGCAGACCAUCAUUUAUGCCAUACAUACAAGUACUGUAUGUCCACUGUCAGUCAGGAACAUUCAACAUGCUCAUAUGCUGCUGUUUUCCAGGGAACCAUCUCGGAAAGGUUUGGUUGAUACAUCAGUGAGACACACACUGGGCCAAUGACAACCAUCAAAAAGCCACCAGAUUAUUGCCAGCUGAUCUCUCGUUAAACCAUCAAUAUGCGCUAAACUCACCCGCACAGCUGAUCUAAAUUGCAACCAACAUUGGCCAGCGAUUUACCACUCCCUAACACAGAUGGAGGUUAUAUUCUAGUCUUGAUGGCAGCCAACAUUUUUCAAGACUAUUUCGCCCUCUGGUAUUAUCACCAGAACAACUAAGUCCUACUUUAUGAGCAGACUACGGGCGAUUUAUCUAUUUUACAAUCAUUCCGUACAACUGAAAUAAAGUAUUUCCUCGUUUACCAUGUCAAAUCUACUCUGGUAAUUUUUCUAGAAAGGUAGUUCUAACCUUGAAUAUGACCGGGCAAAGCGUUAACAAUAGGAGAGUCAUCUAUUUUAUAAUACACUAGAACACAGCAAACAUGGACCUUGUUUACCACGGCAAAUCUACUGUGGCAAUUUACCCGACACGUUGUAUAAUUGGAAAUCUAAUGUCGAUGGUGUAACCUUCUGUUAAUAUUUAAUUAUUUAGCUAAUGUAUGUAAUCCAUUAAAGGUGCAAUAUGUAACUUUUUGGGUAACCUGACAAAAUUCACAUAGAAAAUGAUCUGUCAUUGAAAGUAAGACUAAGAAGCAGUAGAUCUGUUCUAUGUGCGCUAUUUCUAUGCUUCCCGUUUUUAAGUAUCGUUUCUUGUGUUUUUUACUUUCAGUUUUGUACACCACCUUCAAACAGCUGAAAACACAAUAUGGUUAUGGAAAAUAUAUUUCACAGAGGUUAAGAUGGUACAAUGAAUCUCUACACUAUACUCGCUUGUUUCGUUACAUAACCUGAAAUUCUACAAAAUAUUAUAAUUUUAGCAACCAGGAAAUGGCAGAGCGAUUUCUGCAUAGUGCAUCUAUAAAUACAACUGUCUUUAAAAUAACAUUGUCUGAUAUGGUCAUUUCUUAUCAAGAUCUGAGGUAAAAUAUCCCUGGACAAUCAAGUCAAUUGUGAUUGAGUUAUAUAAUCUAUAUUAUUUUCUCAAAUGAAGAUGUAGUCUAUAAAGUAAUUUUGAAUGGCAUUUUUAAGUCAUUUAGCAGAUGCUCUUAUCCAGAGCGACUUACAAUUAGUGAGUGCAUACAUUUUUCAUACUGGCAUAUAUUAUAGGCUAUUGUUUUGCCAUUUAAGGUAAAAAGUUUGAAUGAAAUAUAGGCCUAAACUACUAUAUUCUUAUACUCCAAUAAGUAUUAGUCCCGUGUAGCUCAGUUGGUAGAACAUGGUGUUUGCAAUGCCAGGGUUGUGGGUUCAAUUCCCACGGGGGGCCAGUAUGAAAAAUGUAUGCACUCACUAACUGUAAAUUGCUCUGGAUAAGAGUGUCUGCUAAAUGACUAAAAUGUAAAGUAUUUUUCAUUCAUCAGCCUUACGGUUUCCGAUGCUCCUGAUAGGUCGAUAUUUCACUGGGGGCGGGAGUAGACAAUCUAGACCAGCUGUCUGGUAUCAUAAUCACUUGACAUGGUAGCGACGAGGGAGCAACUGAUUGGCUGGUUUAUCCUUGUGGGUUUAUCUUUGCAACCAAGCUUGGUUUAGCCCACAGGUGCUUGUAAUCUCCCGUUGGUAGGGUUAUAAGAAAUCCAGCGGUUAACCUGCAGAAGCGCGUUAAGUUUUGCCUGUUCGUUUCAAUCGAGCGAAAGGGAAUUGGGAGGCCCUCUACAAGCCCAGCGGCGUCCGGGUUUGGCUGGGUUAGGCCGUCAUUGUAAAUAAGAAUUUGUUCUUAACUGACUUGCCUAGUUAAAUAAAAUCUACAGUGUCACCCAUUAUUGCCAUCAGACCAGUAGCUUUAACGCCUAAACAUGAGACUGUGUAGUCUACACGUGUUGUUACACCACAGCAUCAUUCACUGUCACCUACUGAUUAGUAAAUACAACGUUUAACUUUUUUUUUUUUUUAAGUAUGCAUUCUAACACGAAUAAUUUCUUGCCAGUCUAAUCGCGGUAAACUAUGUGGACUGACGCAAAACACGGACUGAUUAUUAUUCCACUUGAUCUCCCUUGAGAUAUGUUGUCAUGUCAACAAGGUGUCAGUCUGAUACGAGUCAUAACACACAAUAGGUAGUCUCCUGAGUGGCGCAGUGGUCUAAGGCACUGCAUCACAGUGCUAACUGUGCCACUAGAGAUCCUGGUUCGAAUCCAGGCUCUGUUGCAGCUGGCCACGACCGGGAGACUCAUGGGCGGCGCACAAUUGGCCCAGGGUAGGGGAGGGAAUGGCCGGCAGGGAUGUAGCUCAGUUGAUAGAGCAUGGUGUUUGCAACGCCAGGGUUGUGGGUUCGAUUCCCAUGGGGGGCCAGUAUAUAAAAAAAUUUUAUUCACUAACUGUAAGUCGCUCUGGAUAAGAGCGUCUGCUAAAAUGUAAAUGUCAUGUGGAAUGGUGCUCCCCUGUAUACUGUAAUUCUGUACAAGACAAAAUGGUUGACAGAUUCAGAUGAGCAGACAUUUGGAGCGACUGUUCCUUUUUUUUUUUCUUCCUUUCAAAACGGAUAUGAUGCAACGCCAACGUGAUGGAGCCAGUUUAAUGGAAUUACUAGCGUUCAAGGAAAAAAAAAGAUGAAUCUCUUGAAAAUAUAGGGAAAUUAGCUCCUUGACAACCUGAAUUACACCUCUUCCAUUAGUGGAGCAGUAAUUGAAUAAUUUAUUUUCACAGAAGAGAGUCAGUCCUCUGCUUUGAUAUGAAAAAUGGAUAUUGCUGCAUUUUAUGUUGCUAAUUACAGGCCUCUCUUAAAACGGACUCCAGUGAAUUCUUCCCUGUUUUGUUUUGUACAAAAAAACAACCAAGCCGAUUAUAACAGGAUACACCUCAAAGUUAUUUUCUCAUCAUGAUGCCAUAUAUGGAAUUUGAAAUUAUACUUUGCAUUUAAAAAAUCCACCUACAAAGUAGUUGAAUGUAUUAUCUUUAGAAUCAGAGUUACAUCCCUCCGUAUACAUCACCUAUUUAUAUUACAUUUACAUUUUAGUCAUUUAGCAGACACUCUUAUCCAGAGCGACUUACAGUUAGUGAGUGCAUACAUUUUUUUUUUAAAUAUAUCACAUAAUUACCUUUGCAUAAGCAUGAAAGAUAAUUUUGGUAACAUAAAAGGGGAUCUUCAUGAUGAACUUGUCUUUGGUUAAAUCACUCAGUAUUGAAAAGGUUUUUAUAUAAUUUUUUGGUCACAAGAUCUUACAGGAUGUGUGCUCUGAUUUAGGAAGAGAGGAUUUAUGCAGGAGACGAUUUUGUGUGUGUGUGUGUGUGUGUGUGCGUGUGUGUGUGUGUGUGUGUGUGUGUGUGUGUGUGUGUGUGUGUGUGUGUGUGUGUGUGUGUGUGUGUGUGUGUGUGUGUGUGUGUGUGCCUGCGUGCGUGUGUGAGAGAAAAGGGAGCGAGAGAGUUAUUUAAAUAUUAUUUCAGUCCUUCGCUAGAGGACUUCAAAUUGAUUUACUUGAAUUGCCUUUCACAACGUCUCCAAUUUCACCCCCAUGCAAAUGCAAAAUGAGUGAGUCAUUGGACAAACAGGCACACUGUGCUGCAUAUUCAUUGUGAAGUUUCAAUAAUGGGGGCAUUUACCAGGGGGAAACUAAACAGACGUAACACUUGUCAGCAAUGCAAUUGAAGUAAAUCACCUUGACAACAUCAACACAUCUGAGCCCCAUAAAUCCAGAGUCGUUUUAUUUCCUACCUGGAAAUGAGCUCUGGCACUUGGUGCUGUCAGAGAGGACGUCUCCUUGUCCCCACCUGCUGCAUCUUUAAAUGGGAAUCAUUUAAAAAAAUAUAUGGAUUCAGCAGCUUGCAGUUUGGGGAAAGAAACAGUGUAUUGAUUUUAGAUUUGGCAGGAGGGGCUAUUGGCACUUAGCCCUGCGUCUGCUUCCCUCAACGUUUGCCUCUCAAAAGGGAUUCACUUCAGUCCCCCUGCUGCGCCGUGCGUUCGCUAUGGGCUGGCUGGGGACGAGGUCAUACAUCAGCACGACUCUGUCUCUGUAAAUCAGAGGGGAUGAGACGAGGCCUUUAAUUGAAUAUGUAUAAGGACCCCACGUUUAUUAAUUAAAUUCACCCACUGGCGUGGAUUCUGCGGUGGUGUGUGGAUUUGCUGUGGCAGCAGAAGGUCAGGAGGGGUAUGAAAUGCUUCUGACCCCAUCUCUCUGAUCUUCUGUAUGAGUGAAUUGGCUGGAGCAGAUUUGAUACUGCAUUGCUGGGUCAUUGUGAUGAAAAGGGACCCAAUAUGUUAAGUAGAGAUGAUGACGAAGUGAGAUAUUAAAGGCACAGAUAGAGUACUAUAAGCUUUUACCCUGAGAUGAUGCGCUCUGCUGUAGGUGGUACAGGGUGAAGUUACUCCUAGACUCUGAUCUUGGGUCAGUUUUGUAUUUCCCCCAGUAAUGGUUAAGGUUAGGAGUUGGGGAGGGGAAGCUGACCCCAGAGGAAACUUCACUCGGGCACACUAAGGCAUACUGAUGAGGCUGUGUCUGAGGAGUAUAGCAUAAUGUAGCACGCUGAGGUGACCAAGCUGACCAGAGGCCAGAACGAUAAACUAAUCCAAUGGCCUCCUUUACGAUGUCCAUAUUAAGACAACCUCAGUCCUGCUGAGACCGAGACAAGUCCUGCUGAGAUUGAGGUUGUCCUGAUAUGGACCCCAUACUCAUGGAAAGUCCCUCCUCUUCCACUGCUAACACUGCAGAUACAUGUGGUCUACUACUGGUUUCCCUCUCUCACUGAACAGCUUCAUCUCAAAUGGAGGGACACGAGUGAAGACAGAAACAAGGUAAUGGAAGCCACCUGCUUGUCUCUCACAGUGUUGACAAUGAUCCUGUUUUAGCCAACUGCAGCACUUUAUCUGGGCCAAUGCAGAAGCAGUGCACUGACAGAGUAAUCAGAGUCAGAGAGCAGAAAAAUACUAACCUUAUAGUCUGAAACUCUAUUUGCUAUGUGAAACAAAUGAAGCUCUUGGCAUGGUACAUUGGGGCACUUGUUUGAAUUAAUGCAUUCAUUUUGCUAGACAAUAGCGCUGAGUCUCAAAUAGCACUUUAUUCCCUAUCCAGUGCAGUACUUUAGACCAGGACCCAUCGAGCUCUGUUCAAAAGUAGUGCACUAUGUAGGGAACAGGGUGCCAUUUGGGACCAGCCUAAGCCUGUUAGUAUCCAAAGGACAACAAGAACAACACCAGAGAAAGAAGAGAGAAGACUGUUUUACAUUCCAUCAGAACCGUGUUACAUUCCAUCAGGACUGUGUUACAUUCCAUCAGAACCGUGUUACAUUCCAUCAGAACCGUGUUACAUUCCAUCAGAACUGUGUUACAUUCCAUCAGGACUGUGUUACAUUCCAUCAGAACCGUGUUACAUUCCAUCAGGACUGUGUUACAUUCCAUCAGGACUGUGUUACAUUCCAUCAGAACUGUGUUACAUUCCAUCAGAACUGUGUUACAUUCCAUCAGGACUGUGUUACAUUCCAUCAGAACCGUGUUACAUUCCAUCAGGACUGUGUUACAUUCCAUCAGGACUGUGUUACAUUCCAUCAGAACUGUGUUACAUUCCAUCAGAACUGUGUUACAUUCCAUCAGAACCGUGUUACAUUCCAUCAGGACUGUGUUACAUUCCAUCAGGACCGUGUUACAUUCCAUCAGAACUGUGUUACAUUCCAUCAGAACUGUGUUACAUUCCAUCAGGACUGUGUUACAUUCCAUCAGAACCGUGUUACAUUCCAUCAGGACUGUGUUACAUUCCAUCAGGACUGUGUUACAUUCCAUCAGGACUGUGUUACAUUCCAUCAGAACCGUGUUACAUUCCAUCAGGACUGUGUUACAUUCCAUCAGGACUGUGUUACAUUCCAUCAGGACUGUGUUACAUUCCAUCAGAAAGUCACAGAGUCACAGUUGAAUCCCCUGUCACACAACUAG